This is a messenger RNA of Anoplopoma fimbria (sablefish), 2412 nucleotides long. RefSeq lists its product as uncharacterized. Lineage: Eukaryota; Metazoa; Chordata; Actinopteri; Perciformes; Anoplopomatidae. The record is from RefSeq and is a predicted model, not a curated record. The transcript is spliced from 7 exons. Bases 40 to 1203 code for a protein of 387 amino acids.
CUCCGGACGCAGGUUUGGGUCUCUCUACCGGCUGUGUUCAUGGUCCACCUCGGGGGUUUGGUGCUCUUCACAUGUUCUCUGUGGACGUUUAUUGUUCCCUUAAAUGUGGCUGUGGGGACGGAGGUUAGAGAUAGACCUCAGGUGAUUGGUUCAAGUCAGCCAAUCAUGGCUGUUCUGGGCGAGGACGUCAUCCUGCCGUGCCACCUGGAGCCUAAAUUCAACGUGGAGGGUUUUACGGUGGAGUGGUCGAAUCCCGACCUCAAGCCCGACCCCGCCGAUCAGCUGAGCCGGGUCGAGUACGUCCACCUUUACAGGGGCCGGCGUGAAGACCAGAGCAUGAAGAUCCGGUCGUACGUCAUGAGGACGGCGCUGUUCACUGACGACCUGAAAGACGGGAACAUUUCACUCAAGAUCUUGAACGUGACGCUCUCAGACCAAGGAAGAUACAGAUGUUUCAUCCCAAAGUUAAAGAGCCAAGUGAAGGAGUCAAUCGUUCAGCUAGUUGUUGCACCACGCUCUGAUGAAACCUCUACGACAGAGACGCAGCUGGAUCCAAGAAAUCUCCCAAAUCCAGAUGAUCCAGAUGAUGAGACGGAUGUUGAAGAUAGACCUCAGGUGAUUGGUUCAAGCCAGCCAAUCAUGGCUGUUCUGGGCGAGGACGUCAUCCUGCCGUGCCACCUGGAGCCUAAAUUCAACGUGGAGGGUUUUACGGUGGAGUGGUCGAAUCCCGACCUCAAGCCCGACCCCGCCGAUCAGCUGAGCCGGGUCGAGUACAUCCACCUUUACAGGGACCGGCGUGAAGACCAGAGCAUGAAGAUCCGGUCGUACGUCAUGAGGACGGCGCUGUUCACUGACGACCUGAAAGACGGGAACAUUUCACUCAAGAUCUUGAACGUGACGCUCUCAGACCAAGGAAGAUACAGAUGUUUCAUCCCAAAGUUAAAGAGCCAAGUGAAGGAGUCAAUCGUUCAGCUUGUUGUUGCACCACGCUCUGAUGAAACCUCUACGACAGAGACGCAGCUGGAUCCAAGAAAUCUCCCAAAUCCAGAUGAUCCAGAUGAUGAGACGGAUGUUGAAGUUGGUCGACACCAUUUCAGCGUUCUGAUACCGAUGUCCGUCUGCGUCUUACUGAUCCUGGCUGCUGGAGUCGGUGCAUUGUUACAUAAACGGAAUCAUCAAAACCUAAAUCAUCAAGAGGUAUGACUUAGCUCCAACCGAACCACUUCAAGUCUAGACGCUUUGCUCAAAGGCACGUUGUUGGUCCCCAACUGGACCGACUGGGAUCUGCAUGAAUGAGGUCUUCAUGAUUGGAUCCAGAUCGCCGUCGGACAGAAUGUAGGUCUGAUCUCCAGAUGAGCCUGUAACGACGCUGCUGACUCUAUGACUUUGUAUCACACGCUGGAGGAUUCUGCUCUUCAUGUUUUGGGGGAAAAAAAGGCUAAUUUGAAAAGCGACACCUGCUGGAUGAUUAUUUGCUGCACACGUUUGAUUGGGACUCAAAAGAAGUCCAGCCUGGAGAAGAAACUGUACGACACUCGAUCAACAUCAGGAACGCUUUUCAUCUGCAUGAGACAUUUUCUGUCACGAGGAAGAAGCCAAACGUUAUGGAAGCAUUACUUAUUUUUUAUCUCCGUAGUUUUAUGGCUCCAUAGUCAAAAAGAAGACGACUGUUUUUGUUUUGCAAACUUCUCUUCCUCUUAAAAACAUGCUGCACGCUUUAAUUAUUAUUAAUUAUUUACACGCACUAACCAGCCAGGUGUAACAUUAUCUUCAUAAUAACUGAUCUGCUAACAGAGGUGAUAUUCACCUGGUUGAUGGCUAUAACAUUGAACUGAAUGAGUAAUAACGUCAGCUCAGCAUAAUAAGAUGUCAUCUUUUAUACUGUAUUAUUACUACUGACUUUGAAACACAGUGGUUGAUUUCUCCAUGUAUGCAGACAUAAAUAAGAAUAAUGCGUCCAGUAACUUUUUAUAUACAUUAACAUUCUUUUUAAACUGCAAUUUCUUUACUUUGCUAACUGAGACAUUUGACACGGUGUUAACUGAUUCACUGAUCAGCUGCUGCAGCCCAGUUUAGCUGCUGCACAGGAUGAAGAACCAUAUUGAGCUAUGUUUUUUUUUGUUUUUUUUAGUGUUCAUGUUAUUUAAAGGCCCAACAUUCGAAACAUGUAAGGGAGAGGAUUGAUUUCCCGACCUGUCCAGACGGGUUAUAGUGUUAUAAAGGUGAUAUUCUGUAGAUCAUCUAUGUUAACAUGAGUGAUUUGAGGUCACUUCCUGGAGGAAUGUUUUGUGUUUGAUGGAUGCUCUGAUGUAGAAAAAGUAUCCUCGAGGUAUUUAGAAUGUUUGCACUGACUCAAAUGUUACAACAAUGUUAACUACAGUGGUAGCACAAAUAAAACCACAUUUACAAACA